This is a messenger RNA of Monodelphis domestica (gray short-tailed opossum), 3355 nucleotides long. It is a transcript of the gene ERLIN1, whose product is annotated as ER lipid raft associated 1. Gene Ontology annotation, cellular component: endoplasmic reticulum; endoplasmic reticulum membrane. Lineage: Eukaryota; Metazoa; Chordata; Mammalia; Didelphimorphia; Didelphidae. Gene Ontology annotation, molecular function: cholesterol binding; ubiquitin protein ligase binding. Gene Ontology annotation, biological process: SREBP signaling pathway. The record is from RefSeq and is a predicted model, not a curated record.
GGACCGAGAGCGGCGGUAGCUGAGGCCAUGUUAGCCCGGGUAGGAGCUUCCUCCGGGGAGAGAGCCGGUGCGGGGUUCUUUUAGUUCUACUCCCUCUCGACCGGAGGGAGCCUAAUCCCAGAGCUGCCGGACUCGGGGCUUCCGACUCUGUACUCUGGGCUAGAGUCCUCUAAGGGGCUGGGACGGCCAGGGGCAUCUUGGAAGAGGAGAAGCGUCCCCGAGGCCGGGGAGCUUCUUCGAGGAAGCUUCCCUGAAGAGCCAGGAUGAAUAUGACUCAAGCCGGGGCUCUGGGGGCUGCAGCUGCAGGGCUGGUGGUGGUUCUCCUCUACGCCUCCAUCCACAGGAUCGAGGAGGGACACCUUGCUGUGUACUACAGGGGAGGAGCUUUACUUACUAGUCCCAGUGGACCAGGAUAUCAUAUUAUGUUGCCUUUUAUUACCACCUACAGAUCUGUACAGACAACACUACAAACUGAUGAAGUUAAAAAUGUACCCUGUGGAACAAGUGGUGGGGUCAUGAUCUAUAUUGACCGAAUUGAAGUUGUUAAUAUGUUGGCUCCUUUUGCAGUAUUUGAUAUCGUGAGGAACUACACUGCAGAUUAUGAUAAGACUUUAAUCUUCAAUAAAAUACACCAUGAAUUGAACCAGUUUUGCAGUGCCCACACUCUUCAGGAAGUUUACAUUGAAUUGUUUGAUCAGAUAGAUGAAAACUUGAAGCAGGCCCUACAGAAAGAUCUGAACAUCAUGGCCCCCGGUCUCACUAUACAGGCUGUGCGUGUAACAAAACCCAAAAUCCCAGAAGCCAUAAGAAGAAAUUUUGAACUAAUGGAAGCUGAGAAGACCAAACUCCUAAUAGCUGCACAGAAACAAAAGGUAGUGGAGAAAGAAGCAGAAACAGAAAGGAAGAAGGCUAUCAUAGAGGCAGAGAAAACUGCACAGGUGGCAAAAAUCCGGUUUCAGCAGAAGGUGAUGGAGAAGGAAACUGAGAAGCGUAUUUCUGAAAUUGAAGAUGCUGCAUUCCUGGCCCGAGAGAAGGCAAGAGCAGAUGCGGAAUACUACACUGCACACAAACAUGCCACUUCAAACAAGCUCAAACUAACCCCGGAAUACCUGGAGCUUAAAAAGUACCAGGCCAUUGCGGCAAACAGCAAGAUCUACUUUGGCAGCAGCAUCCCCAGCAUAUUCAUGGACUCCUCUUGUGCUUUCAAAUAUCCAGAUGCCAGGACUGGGAGAGAAAUUUCUCUCCUCUCCAAGGAGGCUCCAGAGCCCUCUGAGAAGAGCCCCAUGGGAAACAAAGCAAGCACUGGCUGAUGCAAGAGCUGGAAAAAUCGUCUGUACCAAGACAUGGCAGUCGGGAGGGUGGGUGGGUGGGGGCAAUGAUCGGGACAAGGGUUAUAAUGACUCUGCAAAUCAAUUCAUAGAAAUACUGCUCAGUCUACUCUGCUCUCCUGGGAUCGGCCUGGUUUAUCCACUGACUGCUGGACACAGCUCCCUGGCAGUCAGAGGGUUUUCUUCAACCACAAUUCUUUCAAGCUCCCUCUAUGUGUUCUUUUAUAAGCUAGGUACUUGUGAAUAGGGAAAAGACUAAUGCUAAGACACUGCCUGCACUGGAAUGUUAAACACAAAAAUAUGUAAAGAGUUACUGCUUUUCUAAGUGGCAAUCUGCAAAUGUUUACAUCAUACCCUGGGGAAAAUGUGUUUUCAGACCAAAGGGACCCAGGUGACUGGUAAGUACAAUAAAGAAGAACUACAAAGACCUGGGUCCCGGGGCUCAGUUAUUCUCCCCUUUGGGGCCCAGAGCCAGGAUUUACAGAAGUGAUUGACGUUUAGUCCAUUGAGGUUCUUUGGGAAAGGACCUUCCAAGUGAGUGGAUUCUUUUGUCCAACAGCAAAGUUUGUGGCCAGUUGGUCUAGAGAUCUUGCCAUCCGACCAGAAACUCCUGAAGAUUUCCUGCUGCCACAUGUUAGGUGUGUGGAGAUUCGGCAGCAACAGGCUCAGGGACAGGCUGUGCCUGAUUCUAAAGUCAUUAAACUAAUCCUCUCCUAUAGACUGAAGCACUGCUGUUCCUGAUUUCCCCUCCUUUGGGUGAUGAUCGUACUUUUUCUCUGCCCAGGGUGUUGGUAGCAAGCUGGCUCAAGACUCUGAAUUGGGUUUUGCUUGUUCUUAGUUCAGCAGCUACCCGAGAAUGGGUUGGACUUUGACAUCCACUACAUACUUUUAUCCUAAAUGAAAAAAGGUUUGUUCUUAGAACUGGAUUUGGGUGCAUCUCCAUGCCCCAGCACCUCUGCCUCUUUCCAAGGCCAAGCCUGUGACUGCUCUGGUAACUCCAUAGCACAAUGAUUCUUGCUCCUGUUCAUCAAAAACCCCAGUGUAGUAAGAAGUAUUGGUUAGUGCACUUUGAUAGCCCUUCCUUUUUCUGUCUUUACUGGCUAGUUGGUAACUGCCUGCUCUCAGAAAGCUAAAGUGGUCAUCUUGUUUGCCCUUCCCAGACUGUCACUGGGAGGCCAUCAUCCUGCUAAGGGUGCCUACAGAGGGGCAGUGCCACAGAGAGAAGGAUUUUGAAUUGACAAGUGACCUAUUGAUCUGGGAGACAUUCCCCAGACCUCUCAAGAGGCUGGAAUUGGCUCUCCCCAAAGCAACAGUAAAUGCAACUUCUGAAGAUGUCUCCAGUUGGACAAAGAAGCCAGACCAGAAGACCAUUUGUCUACUCUUGCAGGUGGUGGUAGAAGGUGCUCCAGCUGAGAGCAUCCAUUGUGCCAAGAGGGGAAAGCCCAAACCUGAAAUGGACCAUUUACUCUUAAGAUGUUUCCUGAGCUGUGCACUUGUGGUGGCAUUGUGAUUGGAAAUUUGUUUUUAUUCUUUGCUUUAUCAAUUCAAUUUUGCAUCCUCUAUGCCUCCUAUAUCCGUAAAGUUUCUUGGUAAAUUGAUCAAAAUAAACAUGGCAAUCCACUUGGCUUUAUUGUUGCUGAUUGAAGUAUCUGUUGUGGGAAGUUUUGUGUCCUUGACCAUUUGUAUGUACUCUUGGUCCCAGAGACUCUCCUCCAUCUAGUAAACUAUAGACCUAAAAGUCACCCCAAGGUGGUAGUAGUGUGUUCACAUUUGCUCAACCUAUACCUGCUAGGUCUUAGAAAUGGGAUGCCAUUGUGGAGGAAAUGUUUUUUUCAAAUUUUAAAGAAAGUACAUCCACUUAAACUCCCCAAGAAGCUUGUUUCCCAGUGCUCACUCAGUGGGCUUUUGAUUCUGUCCCUCCUUUGGGGAUGUGCCUUUUGGUAAAUAUAUGCUGUAAUCUUGAAGUCGAAAUUUAUAUGCAAAAUGUUACUUUUUGAAAAAAACUAAAUAAAGUGAUUUUACUAUCA